Molecule: messenger RNA, 2410 nt
Organism: Petromyzon marinus (sea lamprey)
Lineage: Eukaryota; Metazoa; Chordata; Hyperoartia; Petromyzontiformes; Petromyzontidae
Source: RefSeq, a predicted model, not a curated record
GGAUCGUCAAAUUAAUUUAGCGAUCUAUCUCCUCAGAGGAAGGAUUAUUAUUACUUCAUCAUUGAUUAAUUUAGCGAUCUAUCUCCUCAGGAGAUAGAUAUAUAGAUAAUCUAUCUCCUGAGGAGAUAAAUCGCUACAUUAUUUUCUAUCUUCUCAGGAGAUGGAUCGCUAAAUUAAUUUCUCCGCUCCAUCUCCGCUGGUGGUGGUACCGUGGCCGCCGAUUGCCACAACGUUGAAGCGAUGAUGGAUGAGCCGGCGGACUACGAUAACGUCCAGCGGCAGGAACUUCACGUCCCGUCUCUGCAGGAGCUCAGAGAAGUCCUGGCCCAGGGAUUGAACCGUGACUUUUCGGAGGUGAUGGUGUCCGUCGUUCCAUGCCCAGACCUCACGCGUCCUCCGUUCAACUGCGCAGCCCCGGGACUGUGUGGUGAGCCCCGUAUUGCUGAUGUUGGAGGAAUCCCCUACCUAUUACCAGUUCCCUGGACACGGAAGGUCUAUGAUCUGUGCCGGGUGGCUGAGGUCGUGGGUCUGCCCGGGGCGUUCCUCAUCGGCGCCGGAGCCGCCAGUGCCGGAGUGGUGAGCACCAACGCAGAGCUGAUGCCGAAUCUGCUGGCGCCCAGCGGGGAUCGCGAGCUCGUGAACCGCUCCUGGUACGCGAGGAUCCGGCAGCCGGAGCCCUCCGGUAGCGCUGGAGGAGGUGGUGGUGGAGGAGAUGGUGGAGGAGAUGGUGAAGGCGGUGGAGGUGGAGGAGAUGGUGGAGGAGUUGAAGGAAGAGGUGGUGGAGGAGGUGGUGGCGGUGGUGGUGGUGGUGGUGCCAACCUGGUGGGCAGCCUGCGAGCCGCCCUGCGUGAGCGCUACGGAGGGGGCAGGGCCGCGGUGGGCAUGGGUGGCGUCGUGCUCAUGGAAGAGGGCAGGGCACGGGUGCACGUCAUGCCGGCAUUCUCCAGCCGUCCGCUACACACGGACGAGGAUGUCCGCUGCUGGUUGAAGUUCUUCUCGGCCAGGGCUCCUCUCAUAGGGCAGACGAUCUUCCUGUCGCACGACCCUGGGGGCCUGGAUCUCCGACUGGAGCACACUCACUGCUACAGCUCCCAUGGUGAUGGAGGCCACUACCACGGGGAUGUCCACGCGUGGCCGAUGCGAUACCUCGCGUACCUCACACCCGCAGAGCAAAUACACCGGGUAGACCGCCCCUUGCACACACACGAAGUGGGCAGGGAUUGAUACACAGAUACACACACAGAUACAUACACACAGAUACACACACAGAUACACACACAGAUACACCGGGUAGACCGCCCCUUGCACACACACGACGUGGGGAGGGAUUGAUACACACACAGAUACACACACACACAGAUACACACAGAUACACACACACAGAUACACACACAGAUACAUAGAUACACACACACACAGACACACAGAUACACACACACACAGAUACACACACACACAGAUACACACACACACAGAUACACACACACACAGAUACACAGAUACACACAGACACACAGAUACACAGAUACACACACAGAUACACCGGGUAGACCGCCCCUUGCACACACACGAAGUGGGCAGGGAUUGAUACAUACACAGAUACACACACACAGAUACACACACACAGAUAGAUAGAUACAUACACACACAGAUACACACACACAUACACACACACAGAUACACACACACACAGAUACACAUAGAUACACAGAUACACACAGAUACACAGAUACACCGGGUAGACCGCCCCUUGCACACACACGAAGUGGGCAGGGAUUGAUACAUACACAGAUACACACACACAGAUACACACACACAGAUAGAUAGAUACAUACACACACAGAUACACACACACAUACACACACACAGAUACACACACACAGAUACACAUAGAUACACAGAUACACACAGAUACACAGAUACACCGGGUAGACCGCCCCUUGCACACACACGACGUGGGCAGGGAUUGAUACACAGAUACACACACACACAGAUACACACAGAUACACACACAGAUACACACACAGAUACACAGAUACACACAGAUACACAGAUACACCGGGUAGACCGCCCCUUGCACACACACGACGUGGGGAGGGAUUGAUACACAGAUACACACACACACAGAUACACACAGAUACACACACAGAUACACACACAGAUACACAGAUACACACAGAUACACAGAUACACCGGGUAGACCGCCCCUUGCACACACACGACGUGGGGAGGGAUUGAUACAUACACAGACACACACACAGAUACACACACAGAUAGAUAGAUACACACACACAGAUACACAUAGAUACACACGUACACAGAUACACCGGGUAGACCGCCCCUUGCACACACACGACGUGGGGAGGGAUUGAUACACACACAGAUACACACACACACAGAUACACACAGA